UGUGUAGUACAAAGCCCGGAACAGUGAGGGCGUUAGGACCAGGAGUGACACACAUGCUCGCACGCUCGGCUCCCCCGUGUCUGGCAGAGGGUUCCUGCGGAGCUGCAUCUGUGUGUGUGUGAGUGUGUGUGUGUGUGUGUGUGUGUGUGAGAGUGUGUGAGAGUGUGUGUGUGUGAGUGUGUGUGUGUGUGUGUGUGUGUGUGAAAGGAAACGGGGCAGUGCCUGCCGGCUUUACACGUGCUGCUCUGACCUGACUCAGGGCGUCCAAAGGCGGAUGUCUGUCAUCCUGGCUUGACCGAAUCCCCAGACGUCCCACAGAACCUGGCCAUUAGCAUGGGGCUGACCACCAGAGCAGAGUGGACAAGAGCAGGUUGAGAGGGGGGCAAACAUCACAGCUCAGAGAGGACCCGGGGGGCCCCAGGCUCCUGGGGAAGCGGGUCUUACGAAUGCCCCUGGCAGCCACGUGGGAUAAAAGGGGCAGUGACUGGCAAGACGCCUCUCAGCUGGAAUGAAGAGCCCAGGUUCAAUGACGAGCUUGACGGUCCCUUGAGCCCAACGAGGAAGCAGACCUCAUCAGGACCUGUUGCUGUGGGCAAGGGGCUGCGCCAUGCUCCCCCCGGGGAAGCGACCCAGGAGUGGACGCUGCAGGCUCCAGCUCCUCCUGCUCUUCCUGGCGCUGGGAUGUGUCCUGAUGACGGUGACCGUGCUGCGUCCUCCCCCGCCCACCGUGCGCCAGGCUGUCACAGCCCAGGCCAGCAAACACAGUUCUAACGCUGGGUAUCGCCUGGACUUUGGGGACUCCCAGGAAUGGGUCCUGGAGGCUGAGGCUGAGAGUGAGGAGUACACCUUCUUGGACGGCCUGCCCCCCUUCGUCUCCCUGCGGGAGGACCAACUGCUGCUGGCUGUGGCUUCACCCAGGGCUAGGAGGAAUCAGAGCCAGGGCCGGAGACACCAAGGCAGCUACCAGUUCAUCAGACACGCCAGCAGGAGGCGGGGUGAGGGAGCCCAGCAGAGGGAUUGGAGGACAGAGGACGAUGGGGAGGAAUCAGAGGAGGAGGCACCGACCCCGCUCAGCCUGGACCCCGACAGCCUCGACAAGGUACUAGGGGCCGGCUGGCCCCUGAGGAGAGUCCUGCCUGAGGCCCGGCACCCGAUGUGUCUGCAGCAGUACCCAGCAAGUGGCCUGCCUACCGCCAGUGUCAUCCUCUGCUUCCAUGACGAGGCCUGGCCCACGCUCGUGAGAACCGUGCACAGCAUCCUGGACACAGCGCCCAGGGCCUUGCUGCAGGAGAUCAUCCUUGUCGAUGACCUCAGCCAGCAAGAGCAACUGAAGUCCGCUCUCAGUGACUAUGCGGCCCGGCUGCAGGCUGUCAAACUGCUCAGAAGCAACAGGAGGCUUGGCACCAUCGGGGCCCGGAUGCUGGGGGCCGCCAGGGCCACGGGGGACGUGUUGGUCUUCAUGGAUGCCCACUGUGAAUGCCACCCUGGAUGGCUGGAGCCCCUCCUCGGCAGAAUAGCUGAUGACAGCUCCUUGAGAAUUGGAAAGAAGCCUAUGUCUGCAAUGAGCCGAGUGGUGUCUCCAGUCAUAGACGCGAUUGACUGGAAGACACUUCAGUACUCUGCAUCCGAGGGGUUGCAGCGAGGGGUGCUGGACUGGAAGCUGGAUUUCCGAUGGGAGCCCCUGGGGGAGCAGGAGCAGAAGGCCCUCCCAUCCCCCAUCAGCCCUAUCAGGAGCCCUGUGGUACCUGGAGAAGUGGUGGCUGUGGACAGACGUUACUUCCAGAACACUGGAGCUUACGAUCCCCUCAUGUCACUGCAGGGUAGUGAAAAUCUUGAGAUGUCCUUCAAGGCCUGGCUUUGCGGUGGCUCCGUCGAAAUCCUUCCCUGCUCUCGAGUGGGGCACAUUUACCAAAGCCAAGAUGCCAACUCCAGGACUGACCCUGAGGUCAUCUUGAGGAACAAGGUCCGCAUUGCUGAGACUUGGCUGGGGUCCUUCAAAGAAACCUUCUACAGGCACAACCCAGAGGCCUUUGCCCUGAGCAAGGUUGCAAAACCGGACUGCGCGGAACGCCUGGAGCUGCAGAGGAGGCUGGGUUGUCGGACGUUCCACUGGUUUCUGGCCAAUGUCUACCCCGAGCUGUAUCCGUUUGAGCACAGACCCAGGUUCUCUGGAAAGCUCCACAACACUGGGCUUGGCUUCUGUGCAGACUGCCAGGCAGAAGAGCACACCCUGGGCUGCCCCAUGACAUUGGCCCCUUGCAGUAACAGCCGACAGCAACAGAACCUGGAGCACACCGGCAGGAAGGAGAUCCUCUUUGGCAGCCGGCAGCGGCUGUGCUUCGAUGUCAGGGGCGAGCAGGUGAUUCUGCAGAACUGCAGGGAGGAAGGCCCUGCUGUCCACCAACAGCACUGGGACUUCCAGGAGGAUGGAAUGAUCGUCCACAUUGUUUCUGGGAAAUGCAUGGAAGCUGGGGUCCAUGCAGACAGUACGGAUCUGCGCUUGAGUCAAUGUGAUGGGAAGACCAGACAGCUGUGGCGAUUUGACCAGGUCCACCUUGUGGAUGAACGCUGAGUCACAGUGGCAGAGAGUAAGGCGGACAAUGAGCACCACACUACUGCCCCGUGUGCCCCGGGCCAGUCCCCUGCGCCCGGGCUUCUGUUGUAGGAGGGAAGAAAUCGCCCCACGACUGCUGGCUGCUCUUUGGGAAGAAGCAAUGGAGUCAUUGUCUUCAUCUCCGGAAAUGAGCAUCGCGAAGUGGAGCUGCGUCUUUUCUUUCCCCACUGAGCGCUUAGCUUUGGCUUUAGCCCUGACUGCGGGAAGAGGCGGAGGCGUUGUCUGACAGCAACCCCAGGAGACAUCAAGUGCAGUAGAUAAGUUCUCUGACCUCACGUAGCCCUUGCUCUGAUGGUGUGCGUGGCCAGUCGUGAAAGUUAGAGUGAUUUCUUUUAAGAUUUGUGCUGAGCACUGACUGUGCAAUCUUACCAAAAGCAAUAUACAGAUUUAACACAAUUCCCAUUAAAAUCCCAGCACAAUUCU
Mesocricetus auratus (golden hamster) is the source of this 3037-nucleotide messenger RNA. It is a transcript of the gene Galnt15, whose product is annotated as polypeptide N-acetylgalactosaminyltransferase 15. Lineage: Eukaryota; Metazoa; Chordata; Mammalia; Rodentia; Cricetidae. The transcript is spliced from 11 exons. The record is from RefSeq and is a predicted model, not a curated record. Gene Ontology annotation, cellular component: Golgi apparatus. Bases 608 to 2572 code for a protein of 654 amino acids.